This is a messenger RNA of Myzus persicae (green peach aphid), 951 nucleotides long. RefSeq lists its product as uncharacterized. The transcript is spliced from 2 exons. The record is from RefSeq and is a predicted model, not a curated record. NCBI's taxonomy places the organism in Eukaryota, Metazoa, Arthropoda, Insecta, Hemiptera, Aphididae. The coding region runs from base 222 to 725 and encodes 167 amino acids.
AGCCCGCCGCCCGUUCAGCAGGCAACAGUACACCGUCGAACGGCACACCGAGCACAUCGCACAUCCUUAUCACACUAUACAGUAUCUCGUCAGUGUUAUCAUCGUCGUCGUGAAAACUACUUCAGUGUCACUAUAAUAUUAUUUUUGUUAUUAUUAUAAUAUCACCGUUCGUUAUCAUUCGUAUACAUAUUUGCUUCCGGAUCCAUACAAACAGCGAUAAAAUGGCUUAUCUAUCAAACAGCUUCGACUUCGAACACAUGCAAAACUCGACCAACUGGGAGGCCGUCCACAAGAAACGGUCUUUCGUCGCCAGAAAGAUGCACAAAAUCAACAAGACUAUCAAACCGAUACUCAGAGCUUUGUGCCGCCGAAACGCCGUGACCCCGGCCGCCCAACAAGACGGUUCGGCUUUAGACCCACGGGGCCUAUCACCCGAAGAACUGGAGAACCUCCAGAACGAGUACAUCGAGCGGAAGCUGUCACAGGCGGUCGUGUACGACGAGGACGACUAUUACUCGGACACGGUCAGCGUCGAGUCCGGACUGGGCAUGUCAUUCGAAGAACUCGCCCGACCCGCCGAACGCAGGCAGCUCGUUUCCUUGUUGCCGGAGGCUGGGUACUACAUGUCCCGCGAUUUCUGGUUCGAAUCGGACUCCCGCACCGCCGGCCGACCAUCAUUCACCAGACAACAGACGCCCCAGAGACAGCAGCCCUGCAGGUACUAAUAGUGCAUCAAGUUGCUCUCGUCCGUCUCAUCCGUCCACCCCCGAAAGUCUUUCGCCAUUUGCUCAAAACUCGUUUCUAUAUAUGAUACUAUACAUGUAUAUAAUGUGUGUUUGCGUGCGUGUGUAUUUUUAUUUUUAUUUAUUUUUAUUUUAUAUUUUUGCGGUAUUUAUUAUACCGGGAUCUCUAAACAGUGUAAACCAUUUUUGCCACCUGUAAACGUGUUCG